UUUGAGUUUAUUAUCAGAAAAAGGGAGGAAAAGGAAAACUCAAUUGUAAACUAAAAAAACUCGGCAAUUGGAAUUUGCUUGCGCAGAUCGUUCUUUCUCUACUAAUGGUUCAGCGUCGGUAUCCAGAUACAAGUUUCUGGCUGGACGAUGUGUCGAAUUGAUUCAAGUAGAUCUACCUUUCUGGCCAGUUGAUUCUUCUGGUGGAAAUCGCGAGAUCUCCAUCGAUUUCUUAUGCUCACCCGGUUUGAUCUUGAACAACCUAGCCAGCGGGAGGAAGAAUUGUUUCUACUAGUAAUUUUACAGAGCGUUUUCUGAUUUAAAUCAAUGGCGGGGGCGGCCUCUGCGCUGUUCCUAUUAGACAUCAAAGGGCGUGUUCUCAUUUGGCGCGACUAUCGUGGCGAUGUUUCGGCAGUUCAGGCCGAGCGCUUCUUCACCAAGCUCAUCGAGAAGGAGGGUGAUCCACAAUCUCAAGAUCCAGUAGUUUUCGACAGUGGCAUUAGCUACAUGUUUAUUCAGCACAAUAAUGUUUACCUGAUGGUUGCUGCGAGGCAGAAUUGCAAUGCUGCAAGUCUUCUUUCCUUUUUGCACCGAGUUGUUGAUGUCUUCAAGCAUUAUUUUGAAGAGCUGGAAGAAGAAUCACUUAGAGACAACUUUGUUGUGGUGUAUGAGUUACUUGAUGAAAUCAUGGACUUUGGUUAUCCUCAAUACACUGAGGCAAAAAUUCUUAGCGAGUUCAUCAAGACUGACGCUUACAGAAUGGAGGUUGCUCAGAGGCCACCCAUGGCAGUAACAAAUGCAGUUUCUUGGCGUAGCGAAGGAAUAAAUUACAAGAAGAAUGAAGUCUUUUUGGAUGUGGUGGAGAGCGUUAAUAUACUUGUCAACAGUAAUGGGCAAAUAAUUAGGUCAGAUGUUGUGGGGGCGUUGAAGAUGAGAACUUACUUAAGUGGUAUGCCUGAGUGUAAGCUUGGGCUUAACGAUAGAGUAUUAUUGGAAGCACAAGGUCGAACCACAAAAGGAAAGGCUAUAGAUUUGGAAGACAUCAAAUUUCACCAGUGUGUACGUUUGGCCCGCUUUGAAAAUGAUCGGACCAUAUCAUUCAUACCACCAGAUGGAUCUUUUGAUCUCAUGACUUAUAGACUCAGCACUCAGGUAAAGCCUCUUAUUUGGGUAGAAGCUCAAGUUGAAAGACAUUCAAAAAGUCGUAUUGAGAUUAUGGUAAAAGCAAGAAGUCAGUUCAAGGAGCGUAGCACUGCAACAAAUGUGGAGAUUGAGUUGCCUGUGCCAGCAGAUGCUACCAACCCAAAUGUUCGGACCUCAAUGGGGUCUGCUUCUUAUGCACCAGAAAAUGAUGCGUUAUGCUGGAAAAUAAGAUCUUUUCCAGGUGGCAAGGAGUACAUGUUAAGGGCAGAAUUUCGCCUUCCUUCAAUUACAUCUGAAGAAGCAACUCCAGAGAGAAAAGCACCAAUUCGUGUAAAGUUCGAGAUACCAUAUUUUACUGUUUCUGGAAUCCAGGUUCGUUACUUGAAGAUUAUUGAGAAAAGUGGUUACCAGGCUCUUCCAUGGGUGAGAUACAUCACAAUGGCUGGAGAGUAUGAAUUAAGGCUCAUAUGAAAACUACUUACUUUGAUAUAUAGACGUUUCAUUCUGCGGAGUUCAUAUGUCGUGAAUUAUUCAGUUAAUAAUCACAGGAUGAGUUAAGGAUUUGUUGUUGUAGAGGAUUUGGUGGGGGAAAAAUGUCUGUUUUCUACUUGUCUUUUGUUUGUGAAGCAUAUUGCAGCUUUUGUAAGUCCAUAGUAACUGAGAAGGGUUCCUUUUCGUUUAUUUCUUCUUUUUUUU
This is a messenger RNA of Momordica charantia (bitter melon), 1836 nucleotides long. It is a transcript of the gene HAP13, whose product is annotated as Clathrin adaptor complexes medium subunit family protein. Lineage: Eukaryota; Viridiplantae; Streptophyta; Magnoliopsida; Cucurbitales; Cucurbitaceae. Gene Ontology annotation, cellular component: clathrin adaptor complex. Gene Ontology annotation, biological process: intracellular protein transport; vesicle-mediated transport. The record is from RefSeq and is a predicted model, not a curated record.